This is a messenger RNA of Brassica oleracea var. oleracea, 1020 nucleotides long. RefSeq lists its product as uncharacterized. The record is from RefSeq and is a predicted model, not a curated record. The transcript has a single exon. The coding region runs from base 118 to 654 and encodes 178 amino acids. Lineage: Eukaryota; Viridiplantae; Streptophyta; Magnoliopsida; Brassicales; Brassicaceae.
CCAGCACCAACCAACACUAGAGAAAUAAAAACUCAUCAAACAAAAAAAAAACAUCUCAAAUCUCAGAUCAAACCACCACUAAGAAUCAAUAUUUUGCAGAGUAUCUAUCAACCAUCAAUGGCGGAUUCAUGGAAGAAGAAAACCAACAGAACCGCAAUAAAGCAUAAAGCAUGGAGUCUUGUGAGGAUGGCUCUUCUAUGGGCAAGAAAAGGUGGAGUUUUCAAAAGAUGGCCUUUGCUCGAGCUACGUAACUUGUUAUCAAAGCAUCUCAAAGCCCUAGCUCAUCAUAACAACAGUGACCGUUAUCUUUCCCGUUACGGAGAACGUGAGCUUUCCUUUGAUGAAACACCGUUGUUUAACGCCAAGAAGAAGAAGAUACGUCGUCCUACGUCUAUGAGGUUCCUCCUUCCCUGCAUUGCCUCUCCUAUAGAAUUUGAUUAUGAGUUUGGUAUGGACGGUCAAGAUUACUCCGAUGAGGUGAUAUCGUACGGUUACGAUGAGCCUAGUGUGGAAAAAUGUGAUCGUACGGAUAAGGAUGAUGAGGAAGAAGAAGAAGAGAAAGGGGUUGAUGUGAGAGCAGAGGAGUUCAUUGCUAAGUUCUAUGAGCAGAUCAAGUUGCAGAGGCAAAUCUCUUAUAUGAAAUACAGAGAAUAAGCAUAAUUAUUUAUGGAUUUUUUUUUCCAAUUUUGAAAGAUAGUGCUUAUUUUUAUUUAUAUGAUUGCAGCUCGUUUUUUUUUGUAGGUAAUUGAAAGUCUGAGAAUUUUCAAAGAUGUUUCACUAUUGAUCUUUUUGAUUUGCCUGAAGUUUUCUUCUUUUUUACAUUACCUAAAUUUCAUUGUAGCAUGUGAUACACUAUUAAAGUUUGAUACAUUGUCUAAAAUAAUAUACUCUUCAGGACUAAUUAAGUGGACAAUAAUUAUGAAGCAGAGUAUAAGUAAUACCGACUUAUCGUCGCAGAUUUCACCAUUGCUGCAUCUAGUUUUGUUUUCUCCGCCUAUAUUCAACUUUGUAUAAGUACUA